AAUAAAGUGCUUAUAGUUGCCAUAUCUCGGGUUCAGCUUUUACUUAUUACACGGCUCAUGAAUCUAGUAAUCUCAGAUGUGUAGCUUUUAACUGGUGCACAACACAAGUGCUACACGUACAAGUGUUUCCUUACUGACAGACUCUGGUCCUUUAGGCCACAGCUUAUGUUUAGCCAUCUGUGAUCUAGAGAAUCAUUCAAUUAAUCAAAGUGUAGAGAAUCUGCUGAACUGUAGCCUACUAGAGCUCAUUUUGCUCUUGACUCUCGAGAACAUAUUUAUGCACAUACUUCUCUUGUCCACCAGAGGGCAGUAGUAUCUAGUCUAGUUCACUUUGGAUUUUUUAAGAGGACUAUAAUUAUACCAAAAACUGUUGUCCAAUGAGUUCUGUUAUGCUAUACAGUAUAAACAUAACUAUUAUUAUGAUUUAUUAUUCAUAACUCAGAUGAACUUCAGGUUUUAAAAUGGCAUUUCCCUCCUGUGUCCAAUUAGCCCCAAGCACUGUAAAUGAAACAUUUUCAAUCAAUAAGCAAAGGUAAUUUGAUGUAAUAUCAUGAGGCACUUUGUUGGAGACAAAGGACUCUGAAAAUGAACACUUGUACUGCUUGAUCCCUAUUUCUAGGAUCACUCAGCGGCCUGCGCUCCCAUGUCCCAUUAUGGAGAGAGGUGCUGAGAUGUUGUUUCUCUGUCUCAUCACCCUGAUGGUCCUUACCCUGCGGCCAGUGUUCUCCACCUACAACUGUUCGGCCGAGUACGAGCGCGUACCAGAAAACAAUGACCUGAGUGUGGAGUGUGGGUCCAGCGUGAUCUAUCUGGAGGUGAACCUGUGCACUGCUAACUGGGCUGGGUUCGACACGACCCAGUUGGCCCUGAACGGGGAGCACAACAACACCCAGUGCCAGGGCAACAUCGACACCAGCGUCGACCCGCCAGUCAUCCGUUACCAGCUCCACGUCAACCACACUGACGAUAACCCCUGCAGACAGAGCCUACAGAUUAUGAAUGAGAUUCCAGACCAGAACAGUGCCUUUGGCCACUUCUCCAACAUCCAGUCGAUGGUGAUCACAGGGUUCAUCGACACACCAAGGUCAUCCCAGGGCAUCAUCAGCUACUCCACUGACCUGUACUACCACUUCUCCUGCCGCUAUCCCUUGGAGUACCUCAUCAACAACACACAGAUUGUAGCGUCCUCUGUUUCUGUGGCCACGAGCCAGAACAAUGGGACCUUCAUCGACACACUGCGGAUGAGCCUCUACAAUGACAGUGGGUUCGACACUCCACUGCAAGUUCCCUCUACAGGCCUUGACCUGCGGACGGACGUGUAUGUGGAGGUCAAGGCCAUAAACCUCACUGGGAACUUCCACCUGUUGCUGGAUCACUGUUUCGCCACCCCGGUUACCUACAGCCAGACCAACACCGAGAAGCACGACUUCUUCAUUGGGUGUGCCGUCCAUGAUAAGACCACUAUAAUCCAAAAUGGAGCAGCGAAGAUCUCGCGGUUCUCCUUCGAGGCGUUCCGCUUUGUGGUACACCGCGAUCAGGACAGAUCCAGCAUCUAUCUACACUGCAUUCUGCGUCUGUGUGAACCCAGCAAGUGCCGGGAGAUCAUGGAUAUGUGUAACAACAGCAGCAGCAGCGGGAGCGGUCGCAGGAAGAGAGAAGUGGCGCCGUUUGGCACGGAGUCCAGCGACUCCGCCACGGUCACCAUGGGGCCUAUCUACACCAGGACUGAGGAAAGUAGCCCGGCUGCCUUGCCUUACGGUGCGGAGAAGCCGUCAGAGGAGGCUAAGACAGACGUGGCAGGGGUGGUGGUGGGGGUUAUAUUUGCCACCGCGGGGGCAGUUCUCCUCGUCUUGGGCGGGUGGUUUGCCCUGAAGAAGUUCUACUGGGGAGCAGGGUUUGUCCAAGGCGUUUGACUGACAGCUGGACAGCCAAUCAACUUCCUGAAAAGCACUGCUGCGUCUUCUCUGUGUGUUCCUUCAGGAGUGAUAUAUGUAAUACAUUUAUUUUUUAUGCAUGAAAAACCUUAAGAUUUGCACACUCCAAUUUCAUAUAUGUUAUUUCAGUGCUAGCGUAGCAUGUUUGUAAGGCAUGGUGUCCCUGUGUCAGAUUUGAUCUUGUAAUGCUGGAACUGCACAUGACUCUUGCUGUGAUGAGGUGAACAAGUUUUUUAAUUUGGUGUAUUUAUACACUAUUUCAGUUUGGCUAAGCAAAGAUAUUUUUUUUUUACUUAUGAUAGUGAUCCUGAAAUUAAGAAGGCUUUGUACAUUGCUCUGAGAUGAAUCAAUAGUUUUAUAUCAAUGACUUUGCGUAAAUCAAUAAAUAUAUUCAACACUCUAUGGCAAAUGGUUGUGGAAUUUGAAAUCUUUAUGGAGGACACAAAACAUCCCUUUUCACAAGUAAACUUACACAACUCACAAGUAAACUUACACAA
Messenger RNA from Alosa sapidissima (American shad), 2431 nucleotides. RefSeq names its product zona pellucida-like domain-containing protein 1. Bases 654 to 1913 code for a protein of 419 amino acids. The transcript has 11 exons. Gene Ontology annotation, cellular component: cell surface. Lineage: Eukaryota; Metazoa; Chordata; Actinopteri; Clupeiformes; Clupeidae. The record is from RefSeq and is a predicted model, not a curated record.